AUCUAUGGACGUAUCUCCUUCGCAUUCACGCGUAAUUUCUUGCUUCGCGGGAAUUUGUUGCUACGAAAACGAAACUCGUCGAUGGGGAAAUUGCCGAUCGAUUAUACCUGUACAAAUAGAAGACACGAUCUAAAUAUCUUACGAUAUCAGCAAAAAUGCCGCGGGAUAUAAGAUCCUAUUUUACGUCGGUUGCAACUUCUCAGAAAAAGAAUAGCGAGCCCGUUGCUUCAAAGUCUCAAAAGAGGCGUGUAAUUUCGUCAGAUGAAGAUGAAGAGAAGUCGAAGUCAUCCGCAAAACGCACCAAAAUUGUACGAAAAAAACCGACAAAAGUUUCUGUCUUGUCUGACUCUGACGAUGAUAUAAUUGUGAAGAAAGAUUUUACAAAAUCAGAAGCAAAUAAGAAAAAUGAGAGUGAAAAGCUAUGUGAAACAAUCUCUUUUGGCGAACUAUUUGGUAAGAGGCCAAUAAUGAGAGUAGAAGAAACAAAAGUUAGCCAAAAACUACAGAAACUGGAAUCUGAAUUUCACAAUGAUGAUGAUUUUGAUGCUAUACUUAAACAAUUGGACACUUCGCAGGAUGUGAUAAUACAGGAUACAAAAAAAGAUAAAGACGGCAUUGAAAAUGCAAAUAUUUCCCAAAAAUCUGAUGAACCAUUUAAAACAGAGAUAAUUUCAAUUAAAAGCAAGAAACAUACUUAUUUGAAAAAUAAUCAAACAAAUAAAACGAACAUGACAAAAACUAAAGAGAUGAAAAAAUCUCCCAGUAAAAAUAAUGUAUAUUCAAAAAUGAUUACUCUUCCUUCAAAAGAGAAAUUAAAAAUGAAAAAAGACAGCUCUAGCUCUAAUGAAGAUUUAGAUACAAAUAAUAAAUGUAGUGAUGACAAAUCAAAAAAAUUAAACUUGAACAAUUUAGCAAUAAAUAUCUCAAGACCUGUUUCUACUGCAAAAGAAAACGGCAUAAAAAAACAAUCGCCAGACAAGAAGAAAGCCAAAAUGGUUGAUUUAUUUGAAGAAAGAAUAGAAAAGAAGAAACAGCGUACUGCAAUGUACGAAAAAUAUCUUCAGAGAGGUGGCGCCAGAAAUCCAGGUUCAAAAGAGAUUCCUACAGGUGCUCAAAACUGUUUAGCUGGUAUAAGUUUUGUGCUAACUGGUGUUUUGGAUUCUCUGGAAAGAAAUGAAGUUGAGGAUUUAAUACGCAAAUACGGCGGUCGUACUGUGAACACUGUUUCAGGCAAAGUUAAUUAUAUUAUAGUAGGAGAUGAGGCUGGUCCAUCAAAAUUGGCAAAAGCCAAUAAUCUGGGUACCAAGCAAAUAUCUGAGGAUGAUCUCCUGGAAAUGAUCCGCACAAGACCGGAAGGUAAAGCUGAAGAUGUUAAACCAGUUGUAAUAAAGGCGAAAUCAAACGUGAAAAAAAUAUUGAAUACAUUUGAGGAAGAUAAAUCGCUAUUAACAGAGAAAGCAAAAUCGACACUAACAGAUUUAUACGAUCUUUCUGAAAAGAUAAAAUCACCACCAUGUUCACCUGUGAAAAUGAAAACGUCAUCAUCGAUACCAAAGCAGACAAUAGAUGCAAUCAAUUAUUCACAAGAGACAACUACAAGCAUCGGCUUGCAACCGUUAGUUGAAAAAUAUAGACCUAAAACUAUGAAGCAGAUUAUAGGACAGCAAGGAGAUAAGAGCUGCGCACACAACUUGUAUGUGUGGUUGCGCGAUUGGGAUAAGAAUCGCCAAGAUCCGAAGUUUAAAAACAGCAAUAAUAAACAAACUCAUGGGCAAAGUUUUAAAGCUGCUUUGUUGUCGGGACCACCGGGCGUUGGUAAAACAACAACUGUGCAGGUUGUUUGUAAAGAAUUGGGGUACGAUCUUGUAGAAUUCAAUGCUUCUGACACGAGAAACAAGACGCUCCUGAAAGAAGAAGUCUCAGGAUUAUUAUCCAAUACUACAAUGAAAGAUUACAUCACUGGGGGUACUAAACGAAAGAUCACAAGCAAGCAUGUACUAUUGAUGGAUGAAGUCGAUGGCAUGGCUGGUAACGAGGAUCGUGGUGGUUUACAAGAACUACUUAAUUUAAUAAAAAAUACUCAAGUGCCAAUUAUUUGUAUCUGCAAUGACCGAUUCAACACAAGAGUGAAAACCAUUUCCGUACAUAGUUACGAUCUGAGAUUUCACAAGCUCAGAGUGGAGCAGAUCAGGAGCUCCAUGAAGUCUCUAUGCUUUAAAGAGAAAAUUAACAUAUCGACAGAGGAUCUCGAUCGUCUAAUCGAGUCGACGAAUUACGAUAUUCGACAAGUGAUAAACCAUCUCGAGUUCCUCGGUGGUCGUACACCUCACGUAGAGGCGACCGACAGGAAACAUUCGAAUAAGAAUUUCAAACUCGGACCAUUUGACGUCGUGAAAAUGGCAUUUAAAGCGGAAGAGCAGAAAAAUAUGAGUUUGAACGAUAAGAUUGGUUUAUAUUUCCACGAUUACAACAUAGCGCCUCUUUUCGUAGAAGAAAAUUACCUGAGUGUCAGAUUAUCCCAAAUACCACUUCUUCAGAGGCUGGACAAGAUCGCUCAAGCGGCCGACAGUAUAUCCCAAGGAGAUCUCAUCGAGAAGGCGAUGAGAAGCAAUAUGAUGUGGAGCCUGCUUCCAUUGCACGCAUGUUUCUCAUUCGUUAUUCCAACUAGCGAAAUGUCGGGGAGUCUUGAUUCGUUGGUACGUUUUCCGGGCUGGUUUGGGCGAAAUUCCAAGACGACGAGAUUUAAUAGAUUAAUGCAAGAAUUAACGAUGCAUACGCGAUUAGCCACGGGCGCGAACAAAGAUGCUCUGAAUAUGGAUUACUUGGUUCAUAUUCGGAACGCAAUUAUAAAACCUCUAAUAGAUAAUGGUGUGGACGGUAUUGAAACAGCAAUAAAUAUUAUGGGAAAAUAUUAUCUAACAAGAGAGGACUUGGAUUCAAUAAUAGAGAUUUCUUUCUGGCCGGAAAUUCGCGAUCCUACGAGUAAUCUUGAUAGCAAAGUGAAAGCAGCGUUUACACGAGCGUAUCAAAAGAAUCCUCCUAUGUUGCCAUAUGUAAUUAACAGUAAUAUUACAACAAAGAAAAGAUCCAUGCAGGAUGAAAAUCUCAUAGAAGAGGAAAAUGAUGAAGAAGAUGACAGUAUUGAAUCCGACAAAAUGAUCAAGGCAAAGAAACCUGCUGGUAGUACCAGUAAAGCCGCUGCAUCGACGAAAAGAAGUGGCGAACCGGUUAAAAAACGUGUAAAGGGACGCGAUAAACCUAAAUAAGGAACAUAUAAUAAUACCAAAGAAUGGAACGUAAAUUUUAUUUAGAGAAAAACGUGAAACAAGAUUGAUAUAUUGCUAACAUUCGUUCAUUUGCUUAAUCGAAUCGAUCGCAAUAACAUUUAUAUGUGAAUAUGGCAUGAUGUGUAUAUUUCUCCUGUUAUUUAUUUUGUGUCGAAAUGUAAUGUGAUUACACAAUAUCUCCCCUGUCACUUAUUUCAAAAUAUAUUUUUAUUUUUCCAUAUCCAUGGAGGAAAUG
This is a messenger RNA of Formica exsecta, 3522 nucleotides long. It is a transcript of the gene Gnf1, whose product is annotated as replication factor C subunit 1. NCBI's taxonomy places the organism in Eukaryota, Metazoa, Arthropoda, Insecta, Hymenoptera, Formicidae. The transcript has 16 exons. The record is from RefSeq and is a predicted model, not a curated record. Gene Ontology annotation, cellular component: DNA replication factor C complex; nucleus. The coding region runs from base 156 to 3266 and encodes 1036 amino acids. Gene Ontology annotation, molecular function: DNA binding; ATP binding; ATP hydrolysis activity. Gene Ontology annotation, biological process: DNA replication; DNA repair.